AUGGAUUACGAAAUCCCAAUGGAUAUUGCUGCCGACACCUAUCUCCUUGUCCAGAACCUGCAGACACUCUCUCUGUUAGAUGUUCUGGCAACUCCCCUUGCUGAAGUUGAAGAAUCUCUGGAAGAAAUGGCUGCACAUGAAGCUGCUGAACAAGCCGCUGCAGAAAACCUCUCUCCAGCUCACGCCUCCGACAUCAGCCUCGGGCUACCCCGUGUUGGGUGGCUUCAAGCUAAGCUAGGCAAGCCCUUGAAUAAAGGGAGCGCAAGAAUUAUAAUUUCUGGUGUGGAGUACUGCCAUAGAAAUAUGGUGGUUCAUAGUUAUCUUAAGCCAGAGAAUCUGCUUUUGGAUUCCAAAUGCAAUGUUAAGAUUGCUGAUUUUGGCUUGAGCAAUGUCAUGCGGGAUGGCCAUUUCCUGAAAACAAGCUGCGGAAGUCCAAACUAUGCUGCCCCAGAGGUUAUUUCUGGGAAACUAUACGCUGGGCCUGAGGUUGAUGUUUGGAGCUGUGGUGUAAUCUUAUAUGCUCUUCUUUGCGGUACCCUUCCUUUUGAUGAUGAAAACAUUCCUAACCUAUUCAAGAAAAUAAAGGGUGGAAUAUAUACUCUUCCAAGUCAUUUAUCAGCUGGAGCAAGGGAUUUGAUCCCUAGAAUGCUUGUUGUAGACCCAAUGAAGCGAAUGACUUUUCCUGAAAUCCGUCAGCAUCCAUGGUUCCAAGCUCAUCUUCCCCGCUAUUUAGCUGUGCCUCCACCUGAUUCAAUGCAACAGGCAAAAAAGAUUGAUGAAGAUAUUCUUCAGGAAGUAGUGAAGAUGGGAUUUGACAGGAACCAACUGGUUGAGUCUCUUCGCAACAGGAAAACAAAUGAUGGUACUGUUGCAUAUUAUCUGUUGUUGGACAACUGGUUCCGGGUUUCUAGUGGCUAUCUUGGAGCUGAGUUUCUGGAGUCAAUGGAAUGCAAUUUCACACGUAUGCAUCCAGGUGAAGCUGCAUCUUCUGCCAUUGGGCAUCGACUGCCGGGAUAUAUGGAGCAUCAGGGAAUUGGCUUAAGAACCCAAUUCCCUGUUGAGAGGAAAUGGGCUCUUGGACUUCAGUCUCGAGCUCAUCCUCGUGAGAUAAUGACUGAGGUUCUAAAAGCUCUUCGAGCACUGGAGGUGUGUUGGAAAAAAAUUGGUCACUACAACAUGAAGUGCCGAUAUCCUUGCUUUCCAGGCGGUUCUGAAGGCAUGGUCAACAGUGCAGUGCAUGGUAACCAUUACUUUGCGGAUGAAUCUGCAAUUGUUGAGAAUGAUGGGGUUAGUAGGCAAACAAAUGUAGUCAAGUUUGAGUUGCAGCUCUAUAAGACUCGGGAGGAGAAGUAUCUGCUUGAUCUGCAAAGGGUGAACGGACCUCAGUUUCUGUUCUUGGAUCUCUGUGCUGCUUUCCUUGCUCAACUUCGGGUCCUAUGAUGUUGGGUUCAUUCAGGCUGGAGAUUUACCCAGGAAGGGCAUAUGAUGCUUGUGAAUAAUUACGGACAUUGUAUAUUCCGACUGGUGUGAUUUAUAUUUUCAGCUCUUUUCUAAGUCGCAGGCAUGCUUUGAUUCCCUA
Molecule: messenger RNA, 1579 nt
Organism: Telopea speciosissima
Lineage: Eukaryota; Viridiplantae; Streptophyta; Magnoliopsida; Proteales; Proteaceae
Product: SNF1-related protein kinase catalytic subunit alpha KIN10-like
Exons: 10
Coding region: 1-1440 (479 amino acids)
Biological process (GO): intracellular signal transduction; protein phosphorylation
Molecular function (GO): protein binding; protein serine/threonine kinase activity; ATP binding
Source: RefSeq, a predicted model, not a curated record